Messenger RNA from Condylostylus longicornis, 3681 nucleotides. Its product is annotated as myb-like protein I. Gene Ontology annotation, cellular component: sarcolemma. The record is from RefSeq and is a predicted model, not a curated record. NCBI's taxonomy places the organism in Eukaryota, Metazoa, Arthropoda, Insecta, Diptera, Dolichopodidae. The coding region runs from base 1369 to 2841 and encodes 490 amino acids. The transcript has 2 exons. Gene Ontology annotation, molecular function: cAMP binding.
UUGCAUACAAAAAAAAUUUAAAAAUUUAAAGACAAGUAAGUACAUAAAGAAAUCAUUUUAUUUUUCCUGCCUAAAUUUGGGAAGGAAAAAAAAUGAAUUAUGUACUAAUAUUACGUUGGAAACUCUGAACAUAAACCGCGCGCUUAAAAAUUCAACAAUUUAGACGAAUAAAAUAUUUAAUAAAAGCAGCUAAAUCAAUUGGCAACAACAAUGGCAAAAGAAGAAGCAUAACAGCAACAGCAAUACAGUGAAUUGACAAAUACUUAGAACACAAUAAUAACAAAAAAAAAUUUCAUUCAAUUUCAGUCAAUUCGAUUUCAAAAAUCAUUUUAAAUUCAAAAAACGUUCAAAGAAAAAUUAAAAAAAAGAAGAAUAGAAAAAAAAAACAUUUAAUUUAAUAUUUUUGCUUGGUUAUAAAACAAGACAAGCAUAGAAUGUAUGAACGUUUUAUACAAUAAGGACCUUGUUAAAGGAUCAAGUUCAAAAUUUUUUAUUUCAUUUCUUUCCUUAAAAAAUAACAAGAAAACUAUAAAUAGUUGAAGAAUAAUUGAAAUAUUAUUAAAAAUUCGAAAAUAAAAAUUUAAAAAAAACGUAAACAAUAAAAAAUAUUAAAAAUAUAAAAUAUAAUUGUAUAUAAGAGCGAGAAGAAGAAAUUAAAUUGUAUACCUACUUAGAAAUAGAUAAACAAAUAUAAAAAUUUCUUAUGUGUAAAAAUACCGUAAUCCUUAAGUGAAUUUAAUCAUAAUAAAUAUUGUAAAAACUUAUGUAAUUAUGUAACAUACAACAAUAAUAUUAAAUUAUAUAGUAAAAAUCUAGUAAAUAAAAAUUAGAAUUUUUUUAUAUUAAUAAUUUUCUAAUUACUCAAGUAUAUUUGCAAAUCUUCUAUUAUUAAAAUUUUGCUAUUAUUUUCCAAGAAUAAUAUUUUUUUAAUUCGCAAAUUAAAUUCUAUAAAAAUAGACACAAUUAUAAAUUUUAUUAAUGCUUUAGAAAGAGAUAGUAAACAUUUUUAUAAGUGCAUUUGUAUUAUAUUGUAGAGAAUUGAAAAGAUAGUGUAGAGUGUUGCAAUUAAACAAGAAAAACUUUGUACAUAAAAUUUAUAGUCUCCAAUGCCAAAUAUAUUACAAUAAUAUUGUUUUUUAUAUUUAUUUUAAUUUUUAAAUCAAAAAUUCAAUGUUUUAGUUUUCAUUAAAAAAAAAAUAUUCAAAUAAUUUUUAUUAAGUCAAACAGUUCUUUUUUUCUAUAUUCUAUGAUAUAAAUGUAAAAAUAUUGAAAUUACAAAAAACGAAAUACACACAAAAUAAGAAAAAAACCAAGGUGAAUAAGGUGGUGAUUAUUGGUGAAAAUUGUUUUGGUGGUGGAAUAAAAAUUAUGUUACUUAUUAGUGCAUUAGCAUUAGGUCUUAUUGAAACAGUUAAUCCAAGUUCAAAUAAUUUACAAUUUGAUUAUAAUAUCGGUUCAACAAUUAAAUAUUUAAAUAAUAAUUAUAAAAAUUUUUAUCAUUCAUCAUCAACAACAGCAACAGCAUCAGCAGCAGCAGCAACAGCAGCAAUAGUAGCAAAAGCGCCAGUAUCAUCAGCAUCAUUAUCACAUACAAAAUUUAAAAAUAAUUUAAAAUAUAAUAAUAAUUAUUAUAAGAAAGAUAAUGAUAAUAACGAUUUUAUAAAUAAUAAUGAUAAUAAUAAUGAAAUCAUUGAUAAUGUUAUGGCAAAAGCAAUGACACCAUAUUAUAAUAAUCAUCAUCAGUAUCAUCAAUAUCAUCAAUCGUCUGGACAAUCAUCAACACAAUUAAAAAAAGGUAUAACAUCAGUAUCAAAAACAAUUGAAACACCAGCAACAGCAACAUUAACUAAAAGAACACCAUUACUAGCUACAACAGAAACAACAAUUGCAGCAGCAUUAGCAUCAGGAACAGUAACAUCAAUAUUACCAAUAAAUACAGCUGAAUCUUUAAAAUCAAGUGAUUUAUUAGAGAAUUAUCAAAAAUAUUAUCAAAAUAGUGUUGAUUAUAAUAAAAAUAAUUUUAAUAAAAAUAAUAAUAAAAAUAAUUAUAAUUUAAAUAGUGAAGGUGCAAUAAUUAUUAAAACAAGAUCAACAACAGAAACAACAACUGAAACAAUAAUAUUAGACAGUGUUAUAAUUAGUGAUAAUAAUAAUUAUAAUAAUAAUAAUAAUUCAAAUGGUGCAAAUUUAUUAUGGAAUCAAUUUAUUUAUAAUAAUAAAACAAAUAAUCAUUUAAAUCGUACAAAUAAUUUAAAUAAUUUUGAUAAUAAUAACAAUAAAAAUAAUAAUAAUAUUAAUAAAAAUAAUAAUAAUAAUAAUUAUAAUUAUAUUAAAAAUAAAAUAAGAUAUCAAAAAAAUAAUAAUAAUAUGAUGCUGAUGAUGCCAUCUGGUAUUGAUUCUAGUUCAAUAAUUGAUAAUAGUGGUAAUAUAAUUGGUGGUAGUAUUAAUGGUAUAGGUAAUAGUAUCGGUAAUACCGGUAUUAUUGAUGAUAAUAAUGGUGGUACAGUUAAUUUUGAUGAUUGGUCAAUUAAACAGUGCCUAAUUUGGUCAAGGCCAUAUGAAAUUUAUUUUCAAUUAAGUAAUGCAUUCUUUUUAAUUGCCUUUAUUGCACCGAAUAGCCCUUAUGGAAUGCUAUGGAUGCGUUCAUUUUUAUUGAUUGGCUGUGUUCUAAUGGCCACUUAUGGUUGGUUUAUACAAUGUCGGCCAGAUGUUAUAUUAUGGUCUGGUUUAUUUUUAAGUGUUAAUUUUAUAUAUUUAAUAAUAUUAAUAUGCCGUUUAAGACCAAUACGUUUUGAAAAGGAAAUUGAAGCGGUAAGUGAACCACAAAUGUCAGAAUUGUAAAUGAGACUAAAGUCACACAGUUGAGUAUGACUAGCUAUACUAUUAUAAAUUGGUCUUUUCUCUUAAAAGGUUUUAGGCUUAAAUUUAAGCUUUUCAGCUUUAAUGUUUAGAAUUAUUUUAAAAGAAAAACUUUUAUUUAAUUAUUUUUCUUAAGAAAUACGCAUGUCAAGUUUAAUCUUCUCUUCGUAAUGUUGAUAUAGGUGUUGAUAUAAUGUUGAGGCUGUGCAGAGACAAUUCCUUCGUUUUACUCUUCAUGGUAUGGAUUGGUCGGAUCCGUUUAGACUGCCUCAUUGCCCCCUUAUGAGGGUAGGCUUCAGCUUUUGAACUUAAGAUCGCUAUAUUGUCGUAGGUUGGUUUCCGAUAUAGUUUCCAUUCGGUAGUUGACCCGAUUUUAUUAGGUUGGAUUUCUUACAGAGAGAAUCCUAGUAACCUUAAGUAGUCCGGGCUUUUCAAUGUGGCGCGUCGCAGUACGGACUAUAGGGUGCAUGAACCGGUGAAUCAUAUUUUGCUCGAAAUUAACUUGCAUUCGUCUGUUUUUUGUAUGAACGUAAGUAAGAGGGUUCUUAAAGUCAGAUUUUACAUUGAUUAUAUUUUAGCAUUGAUUUAUUUUAGUUGCAUACUUGAAUUUGGUUGUUUAUUUCUUAAAUUACCUAUUAAUCUUAAAUUUUUACUACUUACUAUUAUUAUCUUUUUUUCCCUCUUCCCUUCCCUUUCCACCUAUAAAUGAUGACGAUUUUUGUUAUACUAUAGAUGCUUGUAUUAAGCAGUCGUCUGAUAUAUUAAAAAAAAUUUUUAAAUGUAAAUUUUUUCAAGAUUUUUUAUAAAAUGAAUAGAUAACAU